This is a messenger RNA of Dichomitus squalens LYAD-421 SS1, 387 nucleotides long. RefSeq lists its product as uncharacterized. The annotation marks the transcript as partial. The transcript has a single exon. Lineage: Eukaryota; Fungi; Basidiomycota; Agaricomycetes; Polyporales; Polyporaceae. The record is from RefSeq and is a predicted model, not a curated record.
UGGCCUGCCCCGAGCGCGGCGUUCGACAUCAAAGCCGAUGAAGAGGGCACCACCAGGGCCGUCUCCUCCCAGGACCAGUUCGGUCGCAUCAUUGUGGGGACCACCAAGUGGGGAUUGGUACAGCGUCCGGACUAUGCCGUCACGUACUAUCAGUGGAGCGACACGACUCCGAUCUCCCUUUCCUCUGCUAUCCCAGCGACGAUCAUCGGGAUGCCUGACCCCGCGCACGUCGUCGUCGGGUUCGACGCGGAUAAGAGAGAGAUAGGCAUCAACGCUACGACAUCCACGGAUGUGGCGAACACGAUGGCGAGCUAUGCGAUGCGAGGCAUACUGUGGGCGAAUGAGAAGGCGGCGGGAUGGGUCCUGAAGUUCUUCUGGCCUUUCUAG